This is a messenger RNA of Pteropus alecto (black flying fox), 4590 nucleotides long. It is a transcript of the gene NELFA, whose product is annotated as negative elongation factor complex member A. Gene Ontology annotation, biological process: negative regulation of transcription elongation by RNA polymerase II. The transcript has 11 exons. The record is from RefSeq and is a predicted model, not a curated record. Lineage: Eukaryota; Metazoa; Chordata; Mammalia; Chiroptera; Pteropodidae. Gene Ontology annotation, cellular component: NELF complex. Bases 2581 to 4083 code for a protein of 500 amino acids.
AUUUAUUUAUCUUUCAUUUCUUGAGAUAAAUGUUUAAUGCAUAAAAUUGUCCAACUCGUGAUACUGCCGUGGGAAGUCUUAGGGCUCCCAGCGACCAGUGACUGGGACAGCUACACGUAUAUUUCUAUAUCUCAGCUGGAAUGAGAAACACAAGGCCAGCUGCACAGGACGCAGGACAGUGCUUCUCCCAAGGACAGACUGCAGUCGCGAAGCGUCACAGCCAGCCCUUCGGUCACUGCGGCUGUCUUAUUCGCUGAGAAACUGUCGUCUAAAUCACAGACCCUCAGGAGCUUCGCUGUUGAAAGCGCUUCAGUGGGAGCAGAGCGUCCACCUUCGCUCGGGGAUGAGACGCUUUGCAGUGGAGAGGGAGCCCCUCUUUCCAGCCCAGGCACAGAGGCCAGGGAAGGGACAUCCAGGCAGGACCUGCAUGUCUCUUGCCUUUGUCGUUUCCAAGGAAACCGAACCUCAGUCCCUGUCACAGUUCCGACACUGACCUUACACAGACCCAGCACUUCACUGAAAUGUCAGCUAAACUGCGCCGUUCCCACUGCCCCGAAUCCGGUGCGCGGUCCCCCGGCUGCGGUGAGGCAGCUGCCUCUGAUGGGCACCUCCGUCAGCCAUGGGUCGGUGGCCCUGCGUCCAGCCUGACGUGUGCCCUGCUGGCCUUGGGCCGGUCGGCCUAGCCAAGGCCCCACUUUGCAGCUAGUUCUGCGGUUUUCUCUGACGUGUUUUGGUGAAAAUAAUUUUUAGUUUAUCCCACAGUUUGUUGGGCUUCCUCAAAUUAUAAUUAUCUUUCAUGUGCUCUGGAAAGUUCUCAGCAGUUACUCUUCAGAUAGUGCCUUUGCCCAGUUUGUCUGCCUUUCCGAAUCUCCGCUUCGGAGUGCGUGAGACCCCCCGCCGUUCUCCGCGCGGCCUCCCCACAUUCCUCGUGAUCGUCUCUGGCGCACUCUGGGCCGUGUCACCCCGUCUUCCUUCACCUCUGUUUUUUAUUUCCUUCUUAUGAUUUUCUUGUCCUUCCUACGAGGUCUCCUCUGUUUUACUUACCCCUUUCAUCCCCAUGUCCUGCACUGUCCCCGUAAAUAGCGACCGUCCGGUUCUAUUGAAUGUUUUCGUGUUUGUGUUCUUUAAAAACGUGUAUUGCUUUUAGGGACUUUUUUCCACUUUUGGUGUAAUUGACCUAAACUGCCCGUACUUAAAGUGUACCGUGUGACGUGCACACCUGUCAAAACGUCACAGCGAGGUAGCAGGUCACACCCUGCGUCCCCUGCCGCCUCCCCGUGACCCUUCUUCCCGUCCCCUCCGCGUGCUAAGGUGACGACUGACCUACUUUCUGCCACUGCAGAUUAGUUCGCAUUUUCUAGAACGUUAUACAAAUAGCAUCUGCCAGCAAAAACUCCCAGAGAGGUGUGGAAAGGAGACACUUUACUCUGGUGAAUAGUUUGCAGACCACGCGACGCAGCCUCCAGCAGAAACCCGUGCGCCCCAGAACAAAGCCGGGGCCUCUGAGGGCAGGGUGGGGUGACGCUCGCUCAGGGAGCGAGUUCCAUGUGCUUCUGUGGCCAGACGGGAGUCCACAAGCCCAGACCCCGCUCGGUCCUCCGUGCAGACGAGGCUCCCAAGCCUCACGGUUCCGGUCGGGCCGGACCGUGCUCUGACGCGAGUGAGGACGUGGUGUCGUGCCGACAGACGAGGCGGGUCUCCAUCCGGCGGUCAGGGGGACACUAGGACCCCCUCGCGGUGGGCGACUCAGGCAGCAGGAGGCUCGAAGGUCAGCCCGUGGCUUUUCCCGAAAUGUAGCAGCCAUGAGUUCUCAGGGUUCACAUUUACCCCUUUGGGUAAAACCUGCCGGAGACAGCAUUGGUGAUCGAUGAGGUCAGCUUGUCCUGCGUCGCUGCCAGCGUGCCGUGGCUACCUUCUCCAGUCCGUCCAGCCCGCUGGGACUCUGUGGUCGCACAGUAGCCAGUGGAAUAACCAGGGCCAUCGCUUCAGAGAGGUCUCUCCCAGGCGCCUGUUGAAUGCACAGAAAUUCUCUAACGUCACCUUUGUGCUGAGUUAGCCGGGUCACCAUCGGCAUCUUCUACGGUCGCCUGGAAGGCCGGGCAGUGAGGGACGAGUUAGAGGACAAAGCGGCCCCUGCGUUUGCAGGACCCAGAAAGUCGGUGCGACCGAGCACGAUGCCGGCGUCGGUCCGGUGUGCUCCCAGGCUCCGGUUUCGGCGAAGUCACCCAGCGUGAUGAACGGCUGAGAGGGUGCGGUGGCCCGGUGGGCCAUCCCCCUCUGUGUGGCCCCUCGAGUCAGGCUCUGGUCACACAGAGCAGCGGCACGUUAAGCAAAUUAGAACAACGGGACGUGCAGCCACGGCUCCCUCGCCUGGCCGGAAACGGGGGGCGCACGGCCUAGACGGCGCCUCGUACAAGGGGGUGCGAGGCCAGGUCUUCCCUGUGACCAGCCGUUCCCUGCUGCGAGGGGGCAUGAAGUGACCGGCGUGUCGGUUCUGGUGGCAGAGGGGCCGUCACGGCUUCACGGGCAUGGCGUGACAUUCGCAGCGGAGUUAGGGCCGGUCAGGAAGCUGCUGGCAGGAUGAAGGCCGCCUUGACGGAGAUCAUCCAGCUGGCCACCCUAGACUCGGACCCGUGGGUCCUCAUGGUGGCCGACAUUCUCAAGUCCUUUCCUGACACGGGCUCGCUUAACCUCGAUCUUGAAGAGCAGAACCCCAACGUUCAGGAUGUCUUAGGGGAACUCAGAGAAAAGGUGAGCGAGUGCGAGGCGUCGGCCAUGCUGCCCCUGGAGUGCAGGUACCUGAACAAGAGCGCCCUGACGACGCUGGCCGGGCCCCUCACGCCCCCCGUGAAGCACUUCCAGCUGAAGAGGAAGCCGAAGAGCGCCACGCUGCGGGCCGAGCUCCUGCAGAAGUCCACCGAGACGGCGCAGCAGCUGAAGAGGACGGCGGGGGUGCCCUUCCACGCCAAAGGCCGGGGGCCGCUGCGGAAGAUGGACACCACGACCCCACUCAAAGGCAUCCCGAAGCAGGCGCCCUUCAGGAGCCCCACCACGCCCAGUGUCUUCAGCCCGGCCGGGAAUCGGACCCCCAUCCCGCCCUCGAGGACGCCACUGCGGAAGGAGAGGGGCGUCAAGCUGCUCGAUAUUUCCGAGCUGGACAUGGUGGGCGCUGGCCGAGAGGCGAAGAGGAGGAGGAAGACGCUGGCAGACACAGAAGUGGUAGAGAAGCCAGCCAAGGAGGAGACGGUCAUCGAGAACGCCACCCCGGACUACGCAGCCGGCCUGGUGUCCACUCAGAAACUCGGGUCUUUGAACACGGAGCCUGCGCUGCCGUCCACCAGCUACCUGCCUGCCACACCCAGUGUGGUCCCAGCCUCGUCCUACGUCCCCAGCUCUGAGACCCCACCAGCCCCGUCUUCCCGGGAAGCCGGCCGGCCGCCGGAGGAGCCCAGCGCCCCCAGCCCCGCCCUGCCGGCGCAGUUCAAGCAGAGGGCCCCCAUGUACAACAGCGGCCUGAGCCCGGCCACGCCCACGCCUGCAGCUCCCACCUCACCCUUGACGCCCACUACGCCCCCGGCUGUCGCCCCUGCUGCCCAGGCACCUCCGGUGGCCACGGUGGCCCCACAGACCCAGCCCCCCACCCAGCAGCAGCCCAAGAAGAACCUGUCCCUCACGGUAGAGGGAGCAGAUGUUCGCUGCCCAGGAGAUGUUCAAGACAGCCAACAAAGUCACGCGGCCCGAGAAGGCCCUCAUCCUGGGCUUCAUGGCUGGCUCUCGAGAGAACCCGUGCCAGGAGCAGGGCGACGUGAUCCAGAUCAAGCUCAGCGAGCACACGGAGGACCUGCCCAAGUCGGACGGCCAGGGCAGCACCACCAUGCUGGUGGACACGGUGUUCGAGAUGAACUACGCCACGGGCCAGUGGACGCGCUUCAAGAAGUACAAGCCCAUGGCCAACGUGUCCUAGGGCCGCCAGCUCCAAGCGGGCUCCGAGGGACGCGGCUCCGUCCCCCCGUGUGCGGUCGAGCGCCAGCUGACUUAAGCUUUAGGUUCCUCUCUCUCGGGUGUUUUGGACUUAUUUUUUAAAUUUUAACAUGGGUUACUUUUUGUGUGAUCUAAGACUUUUUUGGAUUCGAUAUUACAUUUUUGAAUGUUAAAGUUAACCAAAAAAGUUCUAACUUCCUAGUUUUAGCGACAGCCGUUAGACUUUUAUCUUUUUUACUUUUCUUAAAUUCCACUGACGAGGGGAGGUGUUUCUCGGCUCUCCUGCCCCAGGAGGUUGAGGGGACCAAAGGUGGCACCCGGCGUGGCUGGGGGCGGGAAGGCUGGGCCACUCAGCAGCUGCUGGGCUCACCUCGCCUGCGCGAUCUCCGGGGCCUGCGUCUGCGUGAGAACCGCUGGCCCGAGCUGUGCUCCCGCCAGCUCAGCCUCUCCGUGCCCGUGGGGAGGAUGUCCAGGGCUCCCUCCUGGGACCUGGGGCGCAGCCGGCUGCGGGGCUCCCCUUGCCUUGAGCGUGUGCCUCACCUUUAAUGGGACUUGGGAACCAACUUAAUAUUUUUAAAAUAAAAAAAAAUUUCCCAAACCAGAACUACA